Schistosoma rodhaini is the source of this 4630-nucleotide messenger RNA. Lineage: Eukaryota; Metazoa; Platyhelminthes; Trematoda; Strigeidida; Schistosomatidae. The record is from the annotation of a GenBank genome assembly.
GGACAACAAAGAGUGAAUGCACUGGAAGAAGAAGAACAAGCCCUACGCCGUCUGAACCUGCAGAAUAAUGAGUAAAACUAUUUUGUAAUAACUUUCCCCUUUUGUAUUAAAAACCGCGUAUUUCAAUUUCAAAUAUAUCUGCUGCACCAUCACACCGUGUUCUCACUUCAGACGCACUUGUCUGUCCUGACUGUUGUGUUGCUGUUUCAGGUCGCUCCUGCUCCCAAGUAAACGUCGAAAUACAACGUGCUACAAGUGGUGAUGGAGGUGUUUACGUCGAAACGAGAUGAAAACUGUGAGGAACCACCGGUCCUUCCAAGCAAGCCAGCAACCGGGGCAAUCAUCCGCCAGCCACCACUACUGGGAGUUUCUUCGGACUACGCCAUUUGGAGGGUCAGGAUGACGACGUAUCUACGUAAGGUCCCAGCUGCCGAACAUUUUGACUAUCUCCUGUCGUGUCUAGACGAUGAAGCGGCAAAAAGGGCGAUUACCAACGGUUUCACUGCAAGUAACUCGUCUGCCCAAAACUGGAAGGUGCUUGAUGAAUGCUUUUCGCUAACAGUAGAUACACAGCUGGGGACCAUGCAGUUCCUGUCGCGUCACCAGAAAGCAAGUGAGGACCCCAUGGAAUACCUGCACUCCUUGCAGCAGGCAGCAAUUGUAGCCUUCCCGAGUUUAGACGUCUCUAUACGGGAAGAAAUAAUACGCGCACGGUUCACAGAAGGCCUUUUGCCGGGUGCACUACGACAGCACCUUCUUUACAUGCCGCCAAAAAGCAUUCAGGAUUUAAGAACCACAAUUCUACGGUUCGCGGCCGCAGACAAGCUAUUAAACGCUGUCAAUACACCGCAUUUGUCAGCGAAUGCUAUUGAACAGCCUGAAGAAACCCAUCAGUCCGAUUUCACUCAAACGAUUUCCGCGGUCAAACGACGCCCCGAGAGACAGCCGCUAAGAACUAAUCAACAUAACCGGAAGAUGGAGUGUUUUUACUGCCAACGCUUUGGCCGGAAAGCCCGAAAAUGUGGGCACAAUAAUUUUUGGAAACAAGGUGAGACUAGAUUUUCCCAUUUGUCUUCGUAUUAUUCUGAAUCAGUAUAUCCGAUAACAAUAGCUGGUAGUUUACAGGGCAUACAGACUAUUAUUUUACUGGAUACAGGAGCCUCAGUAUCCAUUGUGAGAGAAGGGUUUUUAAGCACACUGGAUCGCAUAAGCCGACAAAAACCAUGUUUCUCCACACUAAAAACAGCCGGUGGUGACCUUCUGGAAGUACGGUCUAAGGUGUGUUUGGAGGUGACAGUGAAUAAACGCUCGUUCCUACACGAAUUUUUAGUAUGCCACACACUCACCUGGGAUGUUAUACUCGGAGUUGACUUUAUGUUAAAAUACGACGUCGUUAUACAGGUAGCUAAGGCGGAAGCUCGAAUCGGAGAAGUAACUAUUCCGACACAUUGCCUUAAGAACGCAACUAAGUCGGUAGCUCACGUAGGGGUGUCGGAAGUCAUACACCAGGUACAAACUAAUGAACAAGUAACCGAAGAUGUCCGUCGAUCAACUAUUUCCUUACUUCAAAAAUUUGGUUCUCUUUUCUCAGAGAAUAUCUCUGGUAAUCGGACGACCACGGUACAGCACUCUAUUCCCACAGGUGAUCAUACGCCAUUACGUCAACCGCCUCGUAGAGUGCCAGUACACUAUCAACCACAGCUGGAUAAGAUGAUUAAGGAUAUGCUUGACAAGAAUAUCAUAGUACCGUCAUCAUCCCCCUGGGCAUCACCUAUUGUCCUGGUUAAAAAGAAAGAUUCCUCUCUGCGACUCUGCAUAGACUAUCGACGCCUUAAUGCCAUAACUAAGCGUGACUCUUUUCCUCUUCCGAGAAUCGAUUCUAUAUUAGACGCUGUGAGUGGCGCAUGUUGGUUUUCAACGUUAGACCUAGCAUCAGGGUACUGGCAGGUGGAAGUCAGACCACAAGAUAGAAAGAAAACCGCAUUUGUAGUGCCAAAUGGUUUAUACGAAUUCCAAGUAAUGCCUUUCGGUCUAACGAAUGCCCCAGCUACUUUCCAAAGGUUAAUGCAAACAGUUUUACAAGAUAUAGUACCUCAUAAAUGUUUGAUUUAUCUCGAUGACAUUAUUGUGUAUGGUAGCACACCCGAGCAACAUAAUGCUAAUCUGAAAGCGGUUCUCCAUCGCCUCCAACAACACAACCUAAAAGUAAAACCGUCCAAAUGUCGCCUGCUGCAGAAAGAAGUAGUUUUCUUAGGACAUCGUAUUACUGCAGAUGGAGUAGGCACCGAUAAAGAAAAGACACGUGUCAUUGUUAAUUGGCCACAGCCCAAAUCACCUGAAGACGUUCGUAGCUUUCUUGGCCUAGCUUCUUACUACAGGCGCUUUGUCCGUGACUUUGCAUCGUUAGCAGCACCCUUACACCGUUUGACGCACAAAGGACGAAAAUUUUUAUGGACUACAGAGUGUCAACAGGCGUUCGAUGCUUUGAAGACACGACUAAGCUCUCCACCUAUAUUAGCCGUUCCAGAUACCUCAGCAAGCGGGGGAGAAUUUAUACUUGAUACGGAUGCCAGUUCCUCCGCUAUUGGAGCAGUUCUAUCACAAGUGGCCCCAGAUGGGCAAGAAAGAGUAAUUGCGUACGCUAGCCGUCGACUGGAUAAGAGCGAAACAAGAUAUUCGACAACGCGUCGAGAGAUGUUGGCAUUAGUAAAAUUCUUACAACAUUUCCGCCAUUAUUUACUAGGUAAACCUUUCCGUGUACGCACAGACCACCGUGCAUUACAAUGGCUCCGCUCCUUCCGCGAACCAGAAGGCCAAGUGGCACGCUGGCAAGAGCGACUACAGGAGUUUGAUUUUACUUGCGAAUACCGACCAGGCAGCCGUCACACAAACGCCGACUCUCUGUCCCGUAUACCCUAUGCUCCUAGUACCAUUAGUGCUGUCCUUAGCACAGCCCCAGAGAUCGACUGGCCGUCUCUUCAAGCAUCAGACCCCGACCUGCAGUUCAUUUACCUACGACAACUACACGGAAACGAUAAACCUUCUGCGGCAGAGUUAAAGGAUCAUUCCCCAGCGACGCACCGUCUUUGCACCAAGUGGAGUAGCCUGAGAUUGUAUGGGGACACACUAUUUAUAGUCAGCGAGUCAAAACAACCACUGUUGAUAGUACCACGUGUGCAAGUUCAGAAUAUUAUGGAGCAGGUGCAUCGAGAACUCGGGCACUCGGGGAUACGAAAAACUGAACAUGCGAUCUGCCAGAGGUUUUGGUGGCCAUCCAUCCAUGAAGACGUGACUGAAUUCUGCAGAAAUUGUAGCACGUGCCAUGCCAUCAAGUCACCUCAGCAAAGACCCCGUGCACCGUUAGUCCCAAUGACGACAGAAGGUCCACAUCAACGAGUCGGUAUCGAUAUCAUGGGACCACUUACAACAUCAAAGAACGGAAACCGUUAUAUACUGGUGAUGGUGGACUAUUUUAGCAAAUGGUGUGAAGCCGUCCCUAUACCUCAACAAGAUGCCCUCACAGUCGCUCGAGCUUUCAUUGAUCAUUGGGUCUCCCGUUAUGGCGCUCCCUUCUCACUCCAUUCCGAUCAAGGUACAGCUUUUGAAAGCCAUCUCGUCGCUCAGGUAUGCCGAUUAUUGGGUAUCCGCAAAACACAUACCACUGCAUACCACCCUGAAGGUAACGGUUUAGUAGAAAGAACAAACCGAACCAUUAAAACCCUCCUACAGUCGUUUAUCAAUAAUUCGUCGACGGAAUGCUGGGAUGAUGCAAUACCCCAAUGCUUGUUAGCUUACCGCGCAUCAGUUCACGGUUCCACGGGAUUUUCACCUGCGAUUUUACUCUUUGGACAUGAAUUACGCUUGCCUGUAGAGAUCCAAAUGCCGUUGUUGCCUUUCGAAGCUCAAGACUAUGUACCAUACGUCCGUAACCUUCGUAGCCGUCUAGCUGACGCAUACCGUCUAGUUAAAGCUAAUCUUCAAAAUGCCAGCAAACACCAAAAGAAUGUGUACGAUCGACAUGCGAACGGGCCUGUAUAUAAACCUGGAGAUCGUGUGUGGCUACAUCGCCCUAUGGCCCCACCAGGAACAUGCGGCAAGUUUCACCAACCUUGGAAAGGGCCUUACGAAAUCGUAUUUAUUCGGUCCCCUACAACAUUCGUCCUACGCAACCUCCAGCGACCUCAAGACGACGUUCUAACAGCACACUACAACCAACUGAAGCCGGAUAAAACAACGGUGCACUUAGAUACUCCGUUUGUCAAUCCCCCGACGGCUACCAGCCAUUAUGAGGUGCCACCAGAAGGAGGAAUAGCAUACCCGUGCCCGCAACCAGGCACUGAGGACAGUGCCUCAUGGAGAGAGGGGGUAGUGUAACGGACAACAAAGAGUGAAUGCACUGGAAGAAGAAGAACAAGCCCUACGCCGUCUGAACCUGCAGAAUAAUGAGUAAAACUAUUUUGUAAUAACUUUCCCCUUUUGUAUUAAAAACCGCGUAUUUCAAUUUCAAAUAUAUCUGCUGCACCAUCACACCGUGUUCUCACUUCAGACGCACUUGUCUGUCCUGACUGUUGUGUUGCUGUUUCAGGUCGCUCCUGCUCCCAAGUAAACGUCGAAAUACAACGUGCUACAC